GUACGGCCCUCGACGUCUUCCUCAGACUGCUGCUGCGAUUCAUGGCCCGGACUAAGGCUCAUCAGCAAGUAGCGCGAUGCACGACCCCCACAGCAAAGCAGAACCCUGUGCACUCUGGGCCCAUUCCUCUCCUCUGAAUAUAUCAAUGGAACUCUCCUCUGCCGCUCCUCGCCUUCCCCCCCUCCCGUCGUGAACCGUCCUCUCCGUUGGCACCCACUGAGCGUGCUCUACUUCAAGAUCUGUCUACCAGGUGUGCCAAUACUCGCUGUCUGCAUCAGGUGUGCCAAUACUCGCUGUCUACUCGGGCUGUUUCUGGUGCCGCACCAAGCAAAACCAUCGGCUUUGAGACCUGAACCCCUGCAGCAGCCCCUCUGCCCUCAGCACUCGGCUAUCCCGCCGCACCCCUACGCUGACGCCCACCGCGGUCUCACUCACCUCCCCCUCACCCUUCAUGGACUCCACCUCGCCCCCUGCAGCCUCCCCCAUGGCUGUCUCUCAUGAUGACCCCACCACACGUCGAGCAGCGCUGACGCAGCGCAUCUUAGCCCAGCAGACUGCAGACCUUCCAGCUGACGGGCAGAAGAUGGCGGGAAUGGAGACCGCCAUCAAGCAGCUGGUGAUGCAAUCUGGAGUUUCGAGCACUUCUCUGACCCUCGAUGACAUCAUCAAGGUCGGCGUGGCGGCUGCAGUGUCCGGCUACGACAUGGCCAUGCGAGCGACUGCCGAGAUCCUUCCCGAGGCCGUGGCAGACGUCCAGGAGACGACGGCCGACUCCAUGCGCAGCCUCGAUGACGCCGUCACCCAUCUAGGCCACAAGCACGACCAGCUGCUCGGUGGCGUCACUCAUGCGGUCGCUAACCUCACCAAAGUGGCCAUCCACCAGGACAGCCGCCUGGACGCCAUCAGCGGAAGGCGGUUCAAGGGCGGCUUCGCAUCAAGAACGUGCUGCACCCCAAUGACCCUCCCCUCCCCCCCGCCCACCUCAAGGCGUACAUCUGCAGCCUCCUGGCCAACGCCACCCCCUCCCUCCCCCCAUUCGACACGCGCAGCUUCGCGUGCUUCGCAGUGGGCUCCCGCUCGCGUGAUGUCAUCAUCCACUUCCACGAUGGUGACUUGUCCUCAGCCCUGCAUGCACGUAUGGAGAGCGGUCAUGGCCUGCAGCUCUUCAAUGGACCGACCUACCCGCUGUUGAGUGAGAGAACGGCUGGCGACCACCUCAAGUACGGAUUGCGUCUGGCCGAGCGCACACAAAAGGCGGAUGACAUCUAUGUGGGACCGGCAUUGGCUGUCCCGUCGGCAGAGGCGCUCUCGCCCCCCCACCCCACAUAUGACCUGCACCUGCUCACGCCGCUCGCCCUCCCACGUGUGUCUGCGCGCGACUUCACGGAGGCCGUUCAUCAGCUCAACGACGCUGUCGACCCCCUCCCCCCGUCCAUCCCAGAUGCCCGCCCGUCCUCACCCCCACCCAACCAACGCAAGCGCCACCGUGCAUCACCCGCACGCCCGGCACUGUCGACGCACCCUCGCCCGGCGUCCCAGGUCCCGCUGAUGCUGCCGGCGCCGUCGACACCAGCGGGAGCAGGCCCGUCGAUGCACACACGGCCACCGUCGGUGCCUACUAGACCGUCUCGGCCUCGGGCGCCGCCCAUGCCCGCCAUGUCACCGGCGUCCGCGUCCAUGCCAUCGGGGGGGUACAUGGCACCUCCGCCAGCACCGGUGCCGUAUGCAACGUACAUCCAGCCCCUCUCCUCGUGCGCACCCCCUGCCCCACAGCCCGGCCCCUAUGCACCCCAUCCGCAGCUCUUCCCCUCCAGUGCAUCCCCGGCCCCGCACCCUGCCAACGCAUCCCACCCCAUGUUGGCCCCGAUCACGGAGGAGCUCACGGAGGAGCAACUGGACGAGCUGAACCGCGAGGGCGAGAUCUUCUCCCGCUCCGCCAGCAGUCGCUCGCUGGCCUCCAUGCGGACAGCUACUAGCCUGCCGGGCCCCUACCCACCCCACAAGCCGGGCGUCAUGUCAACGUGGGCUGGCCUCAAUGCCCCCGGCGUCCCCCGUUUUCGUCACCAACGCUAAGGACAAGGGGAAGGGA
Messenger RNA from Vitrella brassicaformis, 2089 nucleotides. Lineage: Eukaryota; Vitrellaceae. The record is from the annotation of a GenBank genome assembly.